UUAUUAUUAUUUUUAUUUGUUUUCUUUUUUACAUUUUCGUUGGCCGCCGUUGAAUUCUCUCCGGUGUUCUUUCUCCUUCAAGUCACACUAUCCCGAAUCUCUCUCUACCUCUGUUCUACUUGCCAUUCAAAAUUUUCUUCCAUUUUCAAAAAAUGGUUCCGUCCUUCGCCGCUUUUCAGCUCCUCCUACUCAUCGGAUUUCUUUCUUCUGGAUCGGAAUCUCUUCGAUUCGACUUGCAGUCCGGCCACACCAAAUGCAUCUCCGAGGACAUUAAGCAGAACGCCGUGACUGUCGGGAAGUAUCACGUUGUCAAUCCCAACGAAGCCCAGCCUUUGACUGAUGAUCGCAAGCUUGUUGUUAGGGUGACUUCGACUACUGGGAAUACCUUCCACUAUUCCGACAAGGUUGAAUCGGGGCAAUUCGCGUUCGUUGCUGGGGAAGGGGGUGAUUUCAUGACCUGCUUUUGGGUUCCUGAUCACAAGCCUCAAGUAACAUUAACGGUGGAUUUCGAUUGGAGGACGGGUGUGGCUGCCAAGCAAUGGUCCAGUGUUGCUAAGAAGGGCGAUGUCGAAGCUAUGGAAUUUGAGCUGCAGAAGUUGUUUGAAACUGCCAAUUCUAUUCAAGAAGAGAUGUAUUAUCUCCGUGAAAGGGAGGAAGAAAUGCAAGAUCUGAACGCAAGUACGAACACGAAGAUGGCGCGGUUGAGUUUUCUUUCGCUUUUCGUUUGCUCAUCAGUGGCGGGUUUGCAAAUUUGGCACCUCAAGACCUUUUUCCACAAAAAGAAGCUCAUUUGAUUUUUCCUUUUUUGUUCUAAACCAAAUGAGCCUCUUCUUAUUGUGUUAUGUGAGAGCAGCAGCGGUAGCUUAGCUGAAGGCACAGAGAAAACAAGGCCGUAGCAUUCAUUAGCCACAUAUAGACGAUUCAAAAACUCACUGUUAAAAUCAAUAGAACUUACACAGAAUAUAUUUGUAUGAUACAAUUAUGCCUAAUUUUUAAUACCCCUACCUUUUUCAUUGUAUAUUU
Messenger RNA from Cucurbita maxima (winter squash), 1023 nucleotides. Its product is annotated as transmembrane emp24 domain-containing protein p24delta9-like. Gene Ontology annotation, cellular component: endoplasmic reticulum-Golgi intermediate compartment; endoplasmic reticulum; Golgi apparatus. The coding region runs from base 153 to 794 and encodes 213 amino acids. The record is from RefSeq and is a predicted model, not a curated record. Gene Ontology annotation, biological process: intracellular protein transport; Golgi organization; endoplasmic reticulum to Golgi vesicle-mediated transport. NCBI's taxonomy places the organism in Eukaryota, Viridiplantae, Streptophyta, Magnoliopsida, Cucurbitales, Cucurbitaceae. The transcript is spliced from 4 exons.